Lampris incognitus (smalleye Pacific opah) is the source of this 603-nucleotide messenger RNA. Its product is annotated as myosin regulatory light chain 2, atrial isoform-like. Gene Ontology annotation, biological process: cardiac muscle tissue development; heart contraction. The record is from RefSeq and is a predicted model, not a curated record. Bases 72 to 590 code for a protein of 172 amino acids. Gene Ontology annotation, cellular component: cytoplasm; myofibril. Gene Ontology annotation, molecular function: calcium ion binding. Lineage: Eukaryota; Metazoa; Chordata; Actinopteri; Lampriformes; Lampridae. The transcript has 7 exons.
CUCCCCAACGUCUCCGCCAGUCUGGGAGACCGCAGAUCUACAGCGCGCUCACACCCCCCUCUCUGGCGAGCAUGGCGAGCAAGAAAACUGCGAAUAAGAGACAGCGAGGAGCCCAGAAGGCCUGCUCCAACGUCUUCUCCAUGUUCGAACAGUCUCAGAUACAGGAGUUCAAGGAGGCCUUCGGCUGUAUCGACCAGGACCGAGACGGUGUCAUCAAGAAACAGGACCUGAGGGAGACCUACGGCCAGCUGGGGAAGCUCAAUAUCUCGGAUGAGGAGCUAGAGGAGAUGCUGAAGGAGGGAAAGGGGCCCAUCAACUUCACGGUGUUCCUGACUUUGUUUGGAGAGAAACUCAACGGUACUGACCCGGAGGACACCAUACUCGCAGCCUUCAAGCUCUUUGACCCUAACGGGACCGGAAACGUCAACAAGGACGAGUUUAGACGACUGCUGAUGAACCAGGCCGACAAGUUCACGCCGGAGGAGGUGGACCAGGCGCUCACACUCGCUCCCAUUGACGUGGCCGGCAACAUCGACUACAAGUCGCUCUGCUACAUCAUCACGCAUGGAGACGAGAAGGAGGAGUCCUGAAGGAGGUGCACAG